AUGUUGUUUAGGUACGGUCGCCCUCCACUAUCUGAGGAUGCGCUCUUGGCGUCAGCCAAUUUCACCCUAUCUCUCCUCCCCGCACGCUUAGCCUCUCGGAUCCAAGCCCUACAAAAUCUCCCCUUCAUUGUUGUCUCAAAUCCGAGCGUAUCGAAAAUUUACCGCAACUACCUCCACUCUCUUUCCACUCUUCUCCCAUACCAUCAACGUAAGAUCACGACCUUGGAGGAAGAGAAUCAAUUUGGCGAUGUGCUGGCCGACCUGGUACAGACACAUACCAAUACCAUUCCAGUUCUCGCGCAAGGUUUUCUUGAGUCUCGCAAAUAUGUCAGUCCUGACUAUGUGACCCGCUUCUUGGAUACACAUCUGAGGGCAAGAAUCGGCACGCGACUGAUGGCUGAGCAACACCUCGCUCUGCGGUUUACAUCACAGCUCGAUUCGGAGCAACCAUCGAACAGCACAACUCCUUCAAAUUACAUCGGAGUUAUCGACACAACUCUCAAGCCAGCACAAAUCGUGCGCUUGUGCGAGGACUUUGUUGGAGAGAUCUGCGAAUUAAAGUAUGGGGUCCGUCCCCGGCUAGAGAUUUCCGGAGAGACGGAGGCCUCGUUUGCCCACAUCCCGGUCCAUUUGGAAUAUAUAAUUACCGAGCUGUUGAAAAACGCAUUCCGUGCGACGAUCGAAUCUGGGAACGAGCAAGAGCCUAUCCAGGUUACUAUCGCUGCGGCUCCUGACAUGCACAAGCGUCAUGUCCAAGACGUUGAUUACCUCGAGUCGCAUUUGAAGCCAAAGGUUGAUCCAUCUUUGACUAAUGAUGAUAUUUUCAACCCAUCCUCUCAGAGUAUCACUAUUCGCAUCCGUGAUCGGGGAGGUGGCAUUCCUCCAGAAGUUUUCCCAAACAUUUGGUCUUAUGCCUUCACCACAUUUUCAGAUAUGGACGUUCAGAGCUCCGAGAAUAACAAUCUGGAUGCUCUGAAUACGUUCUCAAAUAGUGGUGGUAAUCUGAGCAGCAUCGCUGGUUUGGGAUAUGGACUGCCUUUGAGCAGAGCCUAUGCUGAAUUUUUCGGAGGUGGUAUCGCUAUACAGAAUAUGGUGGGCUGGGGAACAGACGUUUACCUGACCCUACGUGGAGUUGGAAAGAUUGACUAA
Molecule: messenger RNA, 1149 nt
Organism: Penicillium taxi
Lineage: Eukaryota; Fungi; Ascomycota; Eurotiomycetes; Eurotiales; Aspergillaceae
Product: alpha-ketoacid dehydrogenase kinase family protein
Exons: 1
Coding region: 1-1149 (382 amino acids)
Biological process (GO): regulation of glucose metabolic process; protein phosphorylation
Cellular component (GO): mitochondrion
Molecular function (GO): pyruvate dehydrogenase (acetyl-transferring) kinase activity
Source: RefSeq, a predicted model, not a curated record